UUUACCCUAGCAACCCCAAGCACGCGCUCAGGCUCCAAGCUAGCGCUAUCUUGUUAACCGCUUCCGAUUAUUUUAAUCAUUAUACAUAUAUAAAGUCUGUAUAUCAGGUAACAGAGAUGGACUCCAGCACUUUGCUCUAUUCUUUGGAUUUAGUGAGUGGGAACGGACUGACCCUGAGCUCCGAGCAGAGAGCAGCACUGCACACCUCACUGAUCAUCCUCAAGAGGAAUUACAAGUUUCACAGAGUCCUGUUUUGGGGAAAGAUCAUGGGAAUCAAAAAUGAUUAUUUCAUUGCUCAGGGGGUCGGAGAAGAUGAAAUGAAGGAUAGAAAGUGUUUAUACAGUUUUAACUGCAUGGAUUGGCACUUGCUCCCUCAUGCCACUGAGGCCCUGAUAGCAGAGGUGGAUGUAGCAGCUAAGGGGCGUUUUAUCGGUGAUCCAGCGUACACGUAUGAGCACACUGAGAUACGGCAUCGGGGAGAGGGAGAUGACGCUGUGGAGGAGGAAGUCAUGGUGAAAGUGAGUGAAGAGAGGCGGCUAGCUGUGACUGUGUUUACCAUCGAUAAAGAGGUGGCUGUUGUACCACGUGGCGCAUACAUUAAGAGCCCUCAUGGCACUGUACAGACUAACCGCAGCUUUGAGGGCCUGAACCCCACAGAGGCAGCCAAGUUGAACAAUUAUUUACACUUCACCAAUCCCAAGAACCUGAAGAAGAAAUCCAUUUUGGAAAUGGCUGAUCUGAACCCUUCCAUCGACUUCCUGGAUCCUCUAAGUGACGACAUUCCCAAAGGAUCAUGGAGUUUGCAGUUUGAACAUGGCAGCAGAGUCUGCGUGAUCCGGAGUCUGCUGUGGUUCGGUUUGACCUUCUUCCACGUACCGGAAACCUCCCAAUACGGUUACGUCUACAUGGGAGACGGCCUCAAGAACCUGGACCUGCCUUUUAUGAUGUAG
Molecule: messenger RNA, 950 nt
Organism: Hemibagrus wyckioides
Lineage: Eukaryota; Metazoa; Chordata; Actinopteri; Siluriformes; Bagridae
Gene: rsph9
Product: radial spoke head component 9
Exons: 5
Coding region: 117-950 (277 amino acids)
Biological process (GO): motile cilium assembly; cilium movement involved in cell motility; axoneme assembly
Cellular component (GO): axoneme; radial spoke
Source: RefSeq, a predicted model, not a curated record